AUGGAACCCUACGAGGCCUUGUAUGGGCAGAAGUGUAGAAGCCCUUUAUGUUGGGAAGACUUGGUUAACCCCGUGACUUUGGGACCACAGAAUUUGCAAGAGACAACAGAAGAGAUUAAGAUAAUUCAAGGAAGGAUGAAAACCGCCCAAGAUCGCCAAAAGUCUUAUGCUGAUUUGGGAAGAAAGCCAGCUAAAUACCAAGAAGGAGAAAAGGUUUUGUUGAAAAUCUCACCAACCAGAGGAGUAAUGAGGUUUGGGAAAAAGGGGAAAUUAAGCCCCAGGUUUAUAGGCCCUUAUGAGAUCCUUGAACGUGUUGGGAAGUUGGAUUAUCGUUUAGCUCUACCUACCAAGUUGGAUCGAGUGUAUGAUGUUUUCCAUGUAUCCCAAUUGACGAAGUAUGUACAUGAUGCCACCCACGUUCUUCAACCCGAGGUUGUGUCUUUGGAUGAGACCUUAUCUUAUAAAGAAAGGCCCAUGAAGAUUUUGGGCACCAAAACAAGAGAAACUCGAAGGAAAUCGGUAAAGUUGGUGAAAGUGUUGUGGUCGAAUCAUGAGGUCGAAGAAGCGACUUGGGAAAUGGAGGAUGUGAUGAAGGAGCGCUACCCAGACUUGUUUAUCUCAGGUACCUUAGUUUAA
Molecule: messenger RNA, 636 nt
Organism: Ipomoea nil (Japanese morning glory)
Lineage: Eukaryota; Viridiplantae; Streptophyta; Magnoliopsida; Solanales; Convolvulaceae
Exons: 1
Coding region: 1-636 (211 amino acids)
Source: RefSeq, a predicted model, not a curated record